Molecule: messenger RNA, 10164 nt
Organism: Athalia rosae (coleseed sawfly)
Lineage: Eukaryota; Metazoa; Arthropoda; Insecta; Hymenoptera; Athaliidae
Gene: Itpr
Product: inositol 1,4,5-trisphosphate receptor
Exons: 48
Coding region: 1126-9567 (2813 amino acids)
Biological process (GO): calcium ion transmembrane transport
Cellular component (GO): membrane; endoplasmic reticulum
Molecular function (GO): inositol 1,4,5-trisphosphate-gated calcium channel activity; inositol 1,4,5 trisphosphate binding
Source: RefSeq, a predicted model, not a curated record
UUAAAUUCAAAUUCGAAUUCAAAUACUAUUUGAUUUGCCGCGAGUCUAAUCGCGCUCUAUUUUAUCGAUUGGAACUAGUUGGAGCGACUGAAGUGAAGUUUGCUGCUGAGAAAAUCGUAUUUUAUGUUCCCGGUUAAAAAGCAAGUUCGUUUCGUUUGCACUGCGAAGGUUUUUCAGUGGUGGUUCACAAUGUUUAUGUGAAUAUACGUGUGUGAAAGUAAAUAGUCGGUUGCUUUCAGUCGCUUUUCAGCCACCGGCGUAAAAGCUUAUGGAUAUGGAUGUUGAGACUAAUUCGUGUUCAGGUUAAUCAAAGACGUAUCGGAGUGCCAGUGUUCAAAUUUAUAUAAACCACUACAAGCAAAACCCGAUCGUAUCGUGCGACGCUUUCAUCAUCAAACGGGUGACAUAGGAUAUUUUUUCUCAACACUUUUCUGCUAUGCGUUUUGAUAGCCAAAACCAAAACCAAAAAGACAACUGGGCACGAGUGAAUUAAUAAGAUGCUAGGUGAAAUGAACUGUGAUAAAAACUGAGUGAAAUUGCUGGAUAUUCACGCUAAGGUUGCUGAUACUGCUUUUAUCGUAUCCGUUUUCUUUUAUUUCUGAAUACCAAAAAAAGAGGGUUUUCACUUGUCACGAAUAAGAUCUCGUCAGCUAUGUGAGCAACAUGUUCGAUUUACUUGUGGCAAAUGUAGCCGUGCGGUGUUAAUGUAAUCCAGUUGUAAUUUUUUAGUAUCAAAAUAAAAAGCGCUACAAUUAUUCCAUCUAUAUUAUCAUCGGCGGGCGCCAAUUUGAAGAGCCUCAAUACUAGAUUGAUUUUAUGAUAAGAACAUUUCAGCCGUUGAUCAUGACCAGAUCUUAUAAAAAUGUAGCGGGGUUUUCAUACCAUUAAUUUCGUGACUUUGAGCUAGCUGCAUGGGUUAUUCAGACGAAAAAAAAUUCAUUAAAAAUUAAUUUAUAAUAAUGCUUUAUGAACUAACGAUAAAGUAAAAUCAACCGCAAGUAAGGCAGAUCAGAGUUCAACUCGAGGUGGCUACGUCAUCAUCCGGGUACGAACUUAAAGCAAUGCAACACCAGCAAGAAUAAAGGUCCUCGUAGUCUAUAGCAGAAGAUCGGAGCGAAUCUUAAGAUGGGAGAAAUCCUGGGUUCGGCUAGCUUCCUUCACCUUGGCGAUAUCGUCAGCCUUUACGCCGAGGGAAAUGUUGCUGGCUUCCUGUCUACUCUCGGACUGGUGGAUGACAGAUGCGUUGUCUGUCCAGAGGCAGGGGAUCUUUCAAAUCCGCCGAAGAAAUUUCGAGAUUGCCUCUUCAAGAUAUGUCCAAUGAACCGUUAUUCUGCCCAAAAACAGUUUUGGAAAGCAGCUAAACAAAGCGGUAGUUCAGGCACAGAUGCUGUAUUACUCAAAAGACUACACCAUGCAGCGGAAAUUGAAAAGAAACAAAAUGAAAGCGAACACAAAAAACUCUUGGGCACGGUCGUUUCCUACGGGAGCGUUAUUCAGUUGCUGCAUCUUAAGUCUAACAAAUUCUUGACGGUAAAUAAAAGGCUGCCAGCUUUGCUAGAAAAAAAUGCAAUGAGAGUAUAUUUGGAUGCGAAUGGGAACGAAGGAUCAUGGCUCUACAUAAUGCCAUUUUAUAAACUACGAAGCGAUGGGGACAGUGUUGUGGUCGGUGACAAGGUCAUAAUGGAACCUGUGAACGCCGGAAGGCAAGGACUCCAUGUAGCAGCUAAUUAUGAGCUCAGUGACAACCCAGGAUGCAAGGAGGUGAAUGUUGUCAACUUGUCAACAUCAUGGAAAGUCACACUUUUCAUGGAGCAUAGGGAGAAUCAGGAGGAAAUAUUAAAAGGGGGUGAUGUUGUCAGACUUUUUCACGCGGAGCAAGAGAAAUUUCUCACAAUGGAUGAGUACAAGAAAAAACAACAUGUUUUUUUGAGAACUACGGGGAGAUCAAGUGCAACAGCUGCAACCAGUAGCAAAGCUUUGUGGGAGGUUGAGGUUGUUCAACACGAUCCUUGUAGAGGUGGGGCUGGACAUUGGAACUCAUUAUUCAGAUUCAAGCAUUUGGCAACUGGACAAUACCUGGCUGCAGAAGUAGACACGGAUGAACCAAGAGAAAUGACAACAGGCAAGCGUGAACCUAUCGGGCCAAUUUAUCGACUGGUGUCCGUUCCACACAGCAACGAAAUUAGUUCCUUGUUUGAACUGGAUCCCACGACACUGACGCGUGUCGAUAGCCUCGUUCCUCAGUCUUCGUUUGUCAGACUGCAUCAUAUCUGUACAAAUACUUGGGUGCAUUCCACGAGUGUACCCAUCGAUAAGGACGAUGAGAAGCCUGUGAUGUCAAAGGUCGGUUGUGCACUAAACAAAGAAGACAAAGAAGCUUUUGCUCUGCGAUCUGUUUCUCCAGUGGAAGUCCGUGAUCUAGAUUUUGCAAACGACGCAUGCAAGGUUUUGGCAUGUAUAAGUGGGAAGCUCGAAAGAGGAACAAUUUCGCACAACGAAAGACGAGCUGUUACCAGUCUCCUGCAAGACAUAGUAUACUUCAUCGCAGGAUUCGAAAAUGACCAAAAUAAAUCCGAAGCGCUGGAAUUAAUUGUUCCAAAUGCUUUAAGAGAUAGACAGAAACUUCUCAGAGAACAAAAUAUUUUGGGACAACUUUUUAAAAUCCUUCAGGCACCCUUUUUAGAAUCAGCUGCCGGAGAAGGACCGUUUCUCAGAAUAGAAGAGCUCAAUGACCCAAGGCACGCACCGUAUAAAUAUAUGUUUCGUUUAUGUUAUCGGAUUCUGAGAUUGUCGCAACAAGACUACAGAAAAAAUCAGGAAUAUAUAGCUAAACAUUUUGCUUUUAUGCAAAAACAAAUUGGCUAUGAUAUACUGGCAGAGGACACGAUAACGGCUUUGUUACACAACAACCGAAAGCUUCUUGAGAAACACAUAAGAGCUGCCGAGAUUGAGACGUUUGUGGGACUUGUAAGAAAAAACAUGCACAACUGGGAAUCUCGUUUCUUAGAUUACCUCUCAGAUCUUUGUAUUUCGAAUAAAAAAGCCAUCGCCGUCACUCAGGAACUGAUAUGCAAAAGUGUACUGAGUACCAAAAAUGAGGACAUACUGAUCGACACCAGAAUAAUGAACACACCUGUUGAAGUUGAAGAUAUAGACGAAAGAGGUGAAAACGAAGAACCCCAGAUAACGAUAAUCGAAGAAUUGGAAGUUUUACUUGUCUGGAACAAUGGGACGCGAUCUAUGUCGCUAGGAGAGCUGUCUCGGGGAGCCAAAAUGGGAAACAUCGAAGACGCAGCGAUUUUAGACUACUACAGACAUCAGCUUAAUCUGUUUAGCAAUAUGUGUCUCAACAGACAAUACUUAGCGCUGAAUAACUUAUCCCCACAUCUGGGGAUUGAUUUGAUCCUCAAGUGCAUGGCGGAUGAGACUGUACCUUAUCGUUUACGAGCAUCAUUCUGUCGGCUUAUGUUACAUCUGCACGUAGAUCGAGACCCCCAAGAGCCGGUCACCCCGGUGAAAUAUGCUCGGCUAUGGUCCGAAAUACCAUCAAAAAUGAGUAUUAACGACUAUGACACAAACAAAACGCCUGAUCAGAAUAAGGAAGUUGUGCGUGCGAGGUUUAGCUCGACGAUAAUGUUUGUUGAAGACUAUCUGUGCAACGUUGUAGCAAAAAUGUGGUCGUUUGCUGAUCAGGAACAAAAUAGACUCACUUUUGAGGUCGUUAAAUUGGCCCGUGACCUCAUAUAUUUUGGAUUCUACAGCUUCAGCGAUUUGUUAAGAUUAACGAAAACGCUGCUGAGUAUAUUGGAUUGCGUAUCCGAGAGUGAUUUUUCUGAUGGAAAAAUACCCACAGGUGAAAUUCACUCUGAGAACAUGGAUUUAGAAGAAGCUGAAGGAGGAGUCUUGCGAUGUAUCGGAGAUAUGGGAGCAGUGAUGACGAGCUUAACACUCGGUCCUGCUGGUCAAGUACUAGCAGGUGCAUCGAAGCCACGUCCAAAACCAAGCAUGAAGACAGAGUAUCCUCUAGUAAUGGAUACAAAACUGAAGAUUAUUGAGAUCCUGCAGUUUAUCUUGGACGUCCGUCUGGAUUAUAGGAUAUCGUGCUUGCUAAGUAUCUUUAAACGCGAAUUUGACGAGACCGAAAGAACUUCGGACAAUGUAACUCCUGGGCAAAGAGAAAUUAAUUUGGAAACCAUCGGGUCUCAAGCGGAAGGGAUAUUUGGCAGCAGCGAGGAGUGCGUCGUACUGGAUUUGGACGGUCAGGGCGGACGGACUUUUCUACGAGUCUUGCUUCACUUAGCCAUGCAUGAUUACCCGCCGUUAGUUUCCGGCGCUCUGCAUCUACUCUUCAGACAUUUUAGUCAGCGUCAAGAAGUUUUACAGGCAUUUAAACAGGUCCAACUUUUAGUCUCAGACAGCGAUGUCGAGUCUUAUAAACAAAUCAAAUCGGACCUUGACGUUCUGCGACAAUCUGUAGAAAAGUCGGAAUUAUGGGUAUAUAAGUCAAAGGCUACUGAGGAGCAUGGUAACAAAAAAAAGAAGAACAAAGACGAAGAGGAAGAUACAUCUACCCCCAGGAAAGCCCCACCUCAGUUGUCACCUACGGAUAAAAAAGGAUCAGCCAUCGACUUGGAUGUUGGACCGCCUCUACACCCUGAACAAGCGGAUGAGUAUAAAAAGAUUCAACAGAUUUUGAUCAGGAUGAACAAAUUUUGCAUUCAAACGCUUCCUGGUGGUCAAUUGAAGGCCCGUAAACACGAGCAAAGACUUCUACGUAACGUUGGUGUUCACACAGUGGUGUUAGACUUGCUCCAAGUACCUUUUGAUGCUAAAGAAGACGUCAGAAUGAAUGAACUUAUGCGCUUAGCCCACGACUUUUUGCAAAACUUUUGCCUAGCAAAUCAGCAAAAUCAAGUCCUUCUUCAUAAACAGCUGGAUUUGUUUUUGAAUCCUGGUAUCCGUGAAGCACAAACCGUAUGCAGUAUUUUCCAAGAUAAUUCUACACUCUGUAACGAAGUUAACCCUAAAGUAAUACAGCAUUUCGUUCACUGCAUCGAAACACAUGGACGACAUGUACAAUACCUGAAGUUCCUGCAGACAAUCGUCAAAGCUGAAAAUCAAUUUAUAAGAAAGUGUCAGGAACUUGUCAUGCAAGAGCUUGUUCAAGCUGGUGAGGAUGUUCUAGUCUUUUACAACGAUAAAGCGUCGUUUAAUCAUUUUGUUGAAAUGAUGCGAUCAGAACGACAUCGUAUGGAUGAAAGCAGUCCAUUGAGAUAUCAUAUAGAAUUGGUCAAACUGCUCGCUUGUUGUACAAUGGGUAAGAAUGUGAAUACAGAAAUAAAAUGCCAUAGUUUGUUGCCACUUGAUGACAUCGUUGUAAUGGUGUCGCAUCAGGAUUGUAUACCGGAGGUUAAAGAUGCUUACAUUAAUUUCCUGAAUCACUGUUACAUCGAUACUGAAGUAGAAAUGAAGGAAAUUUACACAUCCAACCACAUGUGGUCGCUGUUUGAAAAGUCAUUUAUUGUUGACAUGGGAAUAAUUGCUGCAGCGACUCAUGAUCGCCGACACGCAGAUACAGCUUUGGAGAACUACGUUACCAAUGGUUUGAUGAACGUAAUCUCUACGUUCUUCAAUAGCCCAUUCUCGGAUCAGAGUACAACGGUGCAGAAACAUCUUCACGAAGCAAGGCUAUUUUGGAGUUUGAAGGAGUGCGAUCGGAACAGUGAUAAUAAUCUUGACGAUGACACUCGUCAGCCAAUAUUCGUCCAGUUGUUACAUGCUGCGUUCAAAGUUUCGCAAUGCUCUUGGCUUAAUUCUGGGCAAAGAUUCAACACAGAAAAUUGCAUCAGAACCCUGAAGGACGUUGCUAUUGGCAGAGGCAUAGCCAUUCCGACAGAUCUGGAGAGCCAGGUUGCUUCUAUGUUCAAUAAAGCUGCUCUGCUUACCAGACAAACCAGCAAGUGGCUUCAGGCAGCAAAACAACCCAAGAUUGAACGGAGUCAAAGCCAGCCUGACUUGGCUUCUGAUUGGGAUGUCAGCGACGAGUUAAUGAGACUGGAUCGUAGCAUCAUCGAGGGAUUACAAGACAUAGUGUCCCUCUUGGAAGAACAAUUGAAGCCGCUUGUUCAGUCUGAAUUGUCUUUGUUGGUUGAUAUACUGUAUCGCCCCGAGUUACUAUUUCCAGCAUCAACGGAAGCUAGGAAACGGUGUGAAAACGGAGGUUUCAUUAGGAGGUUGAUAAAACACACGGAAAAAUUGCUAGAGGAAGAGGAAGAAAAAUUAUGCGUGAAGGUUUUAAGAACACUACGUGAGAUGAUGGCAAUCGAUCCGGAGUAUGGAGAAAAGGAGGAUCAGGUGGAAUCCGUGGAUGGUGUAGCUGCCGAAACGGGAAAGGAGUUCAGCAUUGAUAACCAAUCCAUUGAUCAAUUCACCGAUCGUCGUAUGACCCAGCAAGAGCGGGGCGACGUUUUGAGGCAUAAUCUAUUGAUACGUUAUUUUGGCAAGAUCUUUGUACAAAAACCGGAGAAUGUCGAGAUCGGCGUACCUUGUACGACCGCAGUCACACACGGACCUGGAGCAAAAAUAUUGUUGAGAGCUGGAAGAACCCUUCACGAUGUGCAGAGCCACCUGGAUAAAGAAGGGGCUUCCGAUUUGGUUGUGGAAUUAGUGAUCAAGAGUGUUCAUUCGCCAAGUAUUUUCGUAGAAGCCGUCGAAUUGGGAAUAGCUUUGUUAGAGGGUGGGAAUCCGAUAAUCCAAAAAAGUAUGUUCACAAAACUGAUGGGUGGUGAUUUGAGUCAAUCUUUCUUCAAGGUCUUCUUUGACAAAAUGAAAGAUUCGCAGCAAGAAAUCAAGUCCACAGUUACCGUAAACACUUCUGAUAUCGCUGCUAAAGCUCACGAAGAUAAAGAACAAAGCAAGGAACUAGAAAAAAUCUCGAGAAAACGAGGCGGGGGCAAACCAAAUGGAAUCGUCAUCACCGAAGAGCUGCACGAUGAAUUGAAUCAAGCUGCUACCUCAACCGCUCAUGCCUAUGCAAGCGUCAGAAAUUUGGUACAAGGGGACGAAGCGCACCACAAUUUAGCGCUUGGCUUUGCAUUGGAAGAUAUGUUGGCAGAAAAACUUGAGAGACACAGAACUGGCGGUGGAAACAGCGCUGAAAGAGACGAAGGACAAUUAAGUGGAAAAGUUCUGGUAAUGCAACCGAUACUGCGAUUCUUACAAUUGCUGUGCGAGAAUCAUAACAGAGAUUUACAGAAUUUAUUGCGAAAUCAGAACAACAAAACAAACUUUAAUUUGGUAUCAGAAACACUAAUGUUCCUAGACUGCAUUUGCGGUUCUACGACCGGUGGCCUUGGUCUACUCGGUUUAUACAUAAACGAGUUCAACGUUGCUCUCAUUAAUCAGACACUCGAAACCUUGACUGAAUAUUGCCAAGGACCGUGUCAUGACAACCAAAAUUGUAUAGCUACUCACGAGUCCAAUGGCUUGGAUAUAAUAACGGCAUUGAUCUUGAACGACAUUAAUCCGUUGGGGAAAACGCGGAUGGACUUGGUUCUUGAACUUAAAAAUAACGCAAGCAAAUUGCUGCUCGCUAUAAUGGAAAGCAGAGGUGACAGCGAAAAUGCGGAAAGAAUAUUAUACAACAUGAAUCCAAAACAGCUUGUCGAUGUAGCUUGCAGAGCCUUUCAUCAAGAGUCUCUAGAUGACGACGACGCCGAUGAUACUUCCACUGACGGAGAAGAUGGCGUUUCUCCGAAGGAAGUCGGGCAUAAUAUUUAUAUCCUUUGUCAUCAAUUGGCACAGCACAACAGAGAGCUACAGACAAUGUUAAGACCAUCGGAAUACAACAACGCUGAUCCAAAAACUAACAGGGCACUCAAAUAUUACGCUUCUCACACGGCUCAGAUUGAGAUCGUCAGGCAAGACAGAACUUUGGAACAAAUAGUCUUCCCGAUACCAGAAAUUUGCGAACUCAUAACUCUCGACACAAAAUUGAGGGUUUUAACUACCGCCGAACGUGACGACCAAGGAUCUAAGGUGUCCGACUUUUUUGAACGAACCGAAGAUAUGUUCAACGAAAUGAAGUGGCAAAAGAAACUCAGAGGACAACCGAUGUUAUUUUGGGUUAGCAGUUACAUGUCCUUAUGGAGCAACAUAUUAUUCAACUGUGCAGUUUUAAUCAAUCUUAUCGUGGCAUUUUUUUACCCAUUUGUGGAUUCUGUGCCCAAGCUGUGUCCUCAUUUGUCAGGACUCAUAUGGACGGUGAUGUUAUCUUCGGCAGGUAUAGUUGUAACAUUGCCAAGAGAAUCUGGUAUUCGAACACUCGUCGCAUCGACCAUACUACGUUUAAUAUUCUCGGUUGGACCCGAACCCACUUUAUGGCUCCUGGGAUUUUUGACGGUUAUUUUAAAAGUUAUUCAUCUCAUAAGCAUAAUAGGGAACCAAGGAACGCUGAGUAAAAGCAUAGAACAGAUAGUAACGAACGUUGAGCUAUGGUAUCAUCUUUCUUAUCUCAUCUUCUGCUUCCUCGGCAUAGCUAUGCACCCCUUUUUCUUCUCAGUUCUGUUAUUCGACGUCGUUUAUCGAGAAGAAACUCUGCUCAACGUAAUAAAAUCAGUUACUAGAAAUGGACGAUCAAUUAUAUUGACUGCUGUAUUGGCUUUGAUAAUUGUUUAUAUGUUCUCAAUUAUCGGCUAUAUGUUCUUCCGGGAUGACUUUUUAGUGAGCAUCGAUGAAGAGAUCAUUUCUACUUCUGGUGAAGACAAUUUAGGAUCUUGCGAGUCGAAUAAGUUGGAAGACUGCGAAGCGACAGAAACUAUUUCUCGCUACAAGCGAGAAGAUGAAGAACCUCAUAGAAGAGCGGAGCUUGUGAGCGUAGGUGGAGAACUUAAAGAACGAGCUUGCGAUUCGCUAGUUAUGUGUAUCGUUACAACUCUGAAUCAAGGUUUAAGGAAUGGCGGAGGAAUCGGUGAUAUACUAAGAGCUCCGUCAAGCACCGAAGGGCUCUUUGUUGCCAGAGUCGUGUACGAUUUGCUCUUCUUCUUCAUCGUCAUUAUUAUUGUGCUCAAUUUGAUCUUUGGUGUGAUCAUCGACACAUUUGCUGAUCUUAGAUCUGAAAAACAGCAGAAAGAAUUAAUACUCAAAAGCACAUGUUUUAUCUGCGGGUUAAAUAGAUCUGCAUUCGAUAAUAAGACGGUUUCAUUUGAGGAGCACGUUAAACAGGAGCACAAUAUGUGGCAUUAUCUCUACUUCAUAGUAUUGGUGAAAGUGAAAGAUCCAACGGAGUUCACUGGUCCGGAGUCCUAUGUCUACGCAAUGGUCAAGGAUCGUAAUCUUGAGUGGUUUCCGAGACUACGUGCUAAAUCUCUGGCAGCUGACGAAGGCGAGGGCGAACAAGUCGAACUUAGAAGUUUACAGUCUCAGCUAGAAUGCACUCAACACUUAGUUAAAUGCUUAUCUCAACAGCUCACCGAGCUCCGUGAUCAAAUGACGGAACAACGAAAGCAGAGACAACGUCAAGGAUUGUUAAACUCCGCUUCCGCAUUACUUCACAACAUACCUGCAUAAGAAAAACUUCGAUGCAAAAAUCCAGGCGAAUCUAAUGAAUCUCUCGUUGCGAACUGAUGGAAAUUCAACGGUUUUUCGUUCCUUUUCAUUCAUUAAAAUGCUGUUAAGAAGAGAAAAAGGUGAUCAUGACCAAUCAAUUUCGUGCCGUGUCAAAGACACUUUAAACAAAAAGAUAAUUAUCAAGGUUGUCGAUGAAGUAUACCUAGAAUCUCGACGUUAGACGUCGCAAAUUAUCCGUACUGUAAUUGAUAUACAUAUGUAUAAGUAGGUAAAUAGGUUAGGAGAGUACAUCAUUAUAAAAUAGCAUAUAUGUAUAAAUAAACAUGUAUAUACCUAUAUAAUUGGUUGUAUGAUAACAUAAUGAACAGGAGUGAGAAGAAUGCUAAAACACACAAAAUUGUAGGUAAGUAGUUAGGUUCAUAUAAUAUGGGUAUACUCUAUAAAACAUAGAAAAGUUAUGUUUUGUUAAGAUCUCAUUCUACACAUUUCAUACAAGAUAACUUAGGGUAUUAUAUUAUGUGAUGUUAUUCUGCCAGUCAUAUUUGAGCGAUCUGUUGAAAAUAUAUCUUAUCAGUAAUAAAGAAUUUUGUAAAAUGA